AUGACCAGCAAGGCUAACAAGGCCAGCGCGGCAACGCCGCACCACGCUACGCUAGAGACCCCCUCAUCACUAGUUGACUAUGAUCUGAAAGACUUCAACGCUCGACAGAAAUUCCAGAAACCAGUCAAGUUCCAUCUUGCUCUUUUGUCCAUCCUGCUGAUGGUCUUCAUCGUCUCCAUCGACGCCACGGUGUUGGCAGUUGUUAUACCUAUCAUAGCGGAGGAGUUUGAUGGAACGUACCUGGAGGCGUUCUGGGCGAAUGCCUCGUUUCUGCUGGUUAUUACGGUUAUGCUGCCCGUGUACAUGGCCCUUUCGGAGCUGAUCGAACGCAAGAUACAGCUUUACACUGCUUUCUUCCUCUUCGCCGCUGGGUCUGUCCUCUUCGCGACCGCGCAGUCCCUUCCCGUCCUUAUCCUCGCCCGUGCGCUGCAAGGAUCCGGGUGCGGAGGCAUUGACGUCCUGAACGAGAUCCUCAUCGCCGACGUCACCACACUAGGGGAACGCGCCUUCUACAUCGGCCUGGUCUCCAUCCCGUUCGCGUUAGGGAGCGUCCUCGGCCCCGUCGUGGGCGCGCUGCUGGGCGAAUAUGCGUCCUGGCGAUGGAUCGGCUGGAUAAACCUGCCCUUCAUCGCUCUCUGUCUUCCGUUAUCCAUAUUCUGCCUCACUCUGAAGCCGCUCGAGGGCGGUCCCGUGCAGCAGCUUGCAGGCUUCGACUGGCGCGGCCUCGCUCUGUUCGUUGUCGGUGUCAUCGCCCUGACACUGCCCUUGAGCUGGGCGGGCGCCUUGUACCCCAGCGACUCCUGGAGGACGCUGCUUCCGCUUUUCGUCGGCGUCGCGGUUCUUGGCGCCUCGGCUUGCUAUGAGUCGGGGGCUGCCCAGCCCAUUCUCCCCUACCGCAUCUUCCGUACCCGCACCGCUGCCUGUGCCCUAGCCCUCAGCUUCGUGCACGGCAUGAUCUUCUACACACUCAUCUUCCACCUCACGAUGUUCUUCCAGUCCGUCCGCCCGGAGGCUGCUCUUCGAUCGUCCGUGUCCCUUCUUCCAUUUUACGUCAUUCUGAUGGCAUUCACGGGUAUCGCGGCCGCGGGCGUCGAAUGGACGCGCCGCUACGUCUGGGCAGUCAGGCUGUCUUGGCUCUUUGCGAGUCUCGGUCUCGGUCUCUGCACGCUGUGGGGAGCGCAUACGACCUUUGCGCAGACGGUUGGUUUCGAGGCUAUGGUGGCGAUCGGUCUUGGGUCUUUGUUCACGGCCCUGCCGAUCAUGAUGCAGGCUAGCACGCAGCCUGACGCCCAUGGCCACGCAGUAGGCAUUCUGGUUUCUUUUCGGCUCUUCGGCGCAGCAGUUGGGCUCGCCGUCUCCGCCGCCGCGUUUAGCAACCAGGUCAGCAGCUCGGUGGCUACCCUCAACGGCAUGCCGCCAGCGCUUCGCUGUCUGUUGCAAGAAACUCAGGCCUUGGGCUCAGUGCCGCUACUGAGAGAGUUGGGUCUCUCGCCUGCCGAGCUGGUCAAUAUCCUGACCACGUAUGAACAAUCGUUUCGCACUGUGUUUUUUGGUCUGACCGGCUUUAGCUGCGUCGGAUUUCUCCUGACACUGCUCGCUUGCGACGCGUCUAUUGAGUCGGAUGAGGCUGGUAAACAAGAAUUCCACGUAUAG
Molecule: messenger RNA, 1653 nt
Organism: Akanthomyces muscarius
Lineage: Eukaryota; Fungi; Ascomycota; Sordariomycetes; Hypocreales; Cordycipitaceae
Exons: 2
Coding region: 1-1653 (550 amino acids)
Biological process (GO): transmembrane transport
Molecular function (GO): transmembrane transporter activity
Source: RefSeq, a predicted model, not a curated record